UUGUGAUCGCACUGGCUUGAACCGAGUACCUGGACAAGGUCAGGCAGACGACCGGCAUCACUGUGUGCAGCCCGCUGCUCUGCUGUGAUCGUUAUCGUGUGGUUUUGCUGCUGACGAUGUGAGGUUAUGGAAGAUUUUUGUUCUAGUUUUGGGCGUUCUUAAGUUCAGAUCUGCGUUGCUGGAGGGAACGAAUCCCCAACCAAUGUGCACUCUUGGCCAGUUGGCAGCCAUGCAAGCUUGAACCAAAGGGGGACAGGAGAUGCAUUGAUGUUCACAGGCCAGAUGGAAAUUUGGGGCUUCUGACUGGCUUGGACAUUGCAGACAACCUCUGAUUCUCACUGUUCUUGGACAUUAGGACCAAUCUGCAGCGGACGUGAAAAGUUUUUUUUCUUCCAACGCAUCUAAAAAAAAAAAAAAAAUCCAGACUCCUGCAGAAGCAGAAAAAAACCCUUCUCCCAUUUGACCAAGCAGCCACUCGGAGCAGUCACGCACAUUGACAGAUCCGCCGCGUGACGCCACGCAGGAGCCACGUCGUUCAGGCGACAUGUGAAUGAAAUAAAAGAAGGAGAAGCAGAAGAGAAUUAAGGAAGAAAGUUGCGCGUUCUCGGUGCAGCGGCCAGCAUCCGAUGCGCGUCCCCGCCCCGGCGGAGGCUCGCCUGAGAUCCCGGGAAGAGGAGUUGGAGCCGCGCGAGUUAAAGUUGGGCCGAAGGGGGGGAUGAGAGGAUGCUGCGGAACCUUCCACGGUCCAAUUAACAGCGCCCGUGCGGAGACGACGUGUCCCUAAGUGAAGGAUGACUUGCAAAAUACUGAGCAUAUGCCUCUUGAUUCUGGCUUUUCAACACUGCUCAUCGCGAGAAUGUGUCGACCCACUGGUGUCCGGCCUCUACGCCUCCUCCUUUCUGGCCUCCUCCAGAUAUAACUUUCUGUACUCUGCCAAUUUUGCCAAAUUGUAUGGCAGCAGUGGCUGGUCCCCAUCCCCCAGGGACAGGCAGCCAUGGCUGCAGGUCGACCUGGGCAGGAAGUACCGACUGGUGGCCAUUGCCACCCAGGGGACCUUCAACUCCUACGACUGGGUCUCCAAGUACUCCCUGCUGUACGGGGACCGACCGGAUUCCUGGACACCAUACAUCAUGAAAGGAGGAAACUCUACGAUGCCGGGAAACUGGAAUUAUUAUCAGGUGAAGAGGAAUGUCUUCCAUUACGCCUUCACCGCUAAACACAUCCGUCUGCUGCCUCUGGCGUGGAACACGGAGGAUGGAGGGAAGAUCGGCGUGCGGCUGGAGCUCUUCGGCUGCCCUUAUGAUUCCUACGUGCUACAGUACAAUGGGGACGACUCUGUGAUCUACAUGUACCCCGGGACGAGGUCCCGCACGCUGCACGACCACAUCGCCAUAAACUUCAAGACUCUGGAGCAGGACGGUCUGCUGCUGCACAGCGAGGGGAUUCAGGGAGACCUCUUCACCCUGGAGCUGAAGAGAGGCCGCCUCUACCUGCACAUCAGCCUCGGGAGCAGUGUUGUGCACAGAGUAGAUGGUCGAACUACACUGACCGCCGGCAGCCUUCUCGAUAAUCUACACUGGCACUAUGUCACCGUCAAGCGUUACGGUAGACAGGUGAACUUCACCGUGGACAGUCAGACGGUGACAGCCGUCCUUGCUGGAGAGUUCAUCCACCUGGAUCUGGAUACAAAGCUGUAUGUAGGGGGCGUAAUAGAGAAAAACCUGCCUCACCUCCCUACCACGCCGAAUUUCCGGGGCUGCCUGGAGAACGUCUUCAUCAAUGACGUCAACAUCAUUGAUAAGGCCCAGAGAGAAGAAUCUGACAUCUACAUACCAAGAAAGAAAAAGAUGCACUACGCCUGCCGCGACAUCCUCCUCAAGCCGAUGACCUUCGCCGGGCCCAACAACUACCUGCAGGUGCCGGGCUUCUUCAGGAGGCCCCGCAUGUUCGUCAAGUUCAAGUUCCGCUCCUGGGACUACACGGGGCUGCUCAUGUUCACGCGCUUCGCCGAUGACCUCGGUGCCCUCGAGCUGGGUCUGAGCGAGGGACAGAUCAACGUCACCAUAUUCCAGCCGGGGAAGAAGAAGCUCCAGUUUGCCGCAGGAUACAGGCUAAAUGAUGGCUACUGGCAUACGGUGGAUUUGGCAGCCAGAGACAAUCUGAUGACCCUCACAAUCGACGAGGAGGAGGGCUCCCCGCUGAAGAUCACCAACCCUUUCACUAUUCGGACCGGGGACCGCUACUUUUUUGGAGGUUGUCCGAAAACCAAUAACACCAUAAGGAAGUGUGAGACCAAGCUGAACCGCUUCCACGGCUGCAUGCAGCACAUCUUCAUAGACAACGAACAGCUGGAUAUUGACAUUAUUUUGCAGCGGCAGUGGGGGCGCUACGCCGAGCUGCUGUUAGGAACGUGUGGCAUCACUGACAGAUGUACUCCAAAUCCAUGUGAGCACGAAGGCAGAUGCAUCCAGUCCUGGGAUGAUUUCAUCUGUCUUUGCGAGAACACGGGCUAUAAAGGAGAAGUGUGUCACAUGUCGGUUUAUAAAGAGUCAUGCGAGGCCUACAGACUCAGCGGCAAGUAUUGGUCUGGAAACUACACCAUCGACCCCGAUCUCAGUGGGCCUCUGAAACCGUUCGAGGUGUACUGCAAAAUGAAGUCUUAUAAAGCUUGGACGGUGAUUUUGAAUGACCGAGUGGACGGUACCAAGGUGACAGGGAGCUCAAUAAACCGGCCUUACAUAGGAGACGUCAACUACUGGAAUGCCUCCUGGGAUGAAGUCACUGCUCUGGCCAACAGCUCCAUGUACUGUGAGCAGUGGAUCGACUACUCCUGCUACAAGUCCCGUCUCCUCAACACCCCCAACGGUAGACCUUUCGGUUACUGGAUUGGUCGAAACAAUGUGAGUCACUAUUACUGGGGUGGGACGUACAGAGAGGUCCAAAAGUGUGGAUGUGCCAUCAACCAAACCUGCACGGACCCCAGGUUUCAAUGCAACUGUGACGCGGACUAUAGACAAUGGUACUCGGACAAGGGCUACCUGGACUGGAGAGACCACCUGCCUGUGAGGAGGGUGGUGGUCGGGGACACCAACAGGACCGGCUCAGAGGCCCAGUUCACCGUUGGGCCACUCCGCUGCCACGGCGACAGAAACAUCUGGAAUACCAUAGCCUUCACCAAGCCCACCUACAUCACCUUCCCCACCUUCAGGCCUGGGUCCAGCGCUGACAUCUCCUUCCACUUUAAAACCUACCGGGACCACGGGGUCUUCUUGGAGAACUCCGAUGAGCAGCUUCGCAACUUCAUACGGAUAGAGCUCAACACCACCCAGAACCUUGUAUUUCUAUUUAUGGUUGGCGAUGGCAUCAUCAAUGUGACCCUACACUCCCCUAUGCCACUCAAUGACAAUGAGUGGCACUUUGUCCAGGCUGAGCUUAAUGUGAAGCUGGCCAGGAUCAAGGUUGACUAUCAGCCCUGGGCUGUGAGACGUUUUCCCGGUCAGACCUUCGUCACCAUGAAGUUUUCUCAUCCUCUCUUAGUAGGUGCAGCCAACCGCACCCUGAGACCAUUCUUGGGGUGUCUUCGAGGGUUACGGAUGAACGGCGUUCCUCUGGAUCUCGAGGGAAAAGUAAACGAAGAACAGGGUAUAAGGAGGAACUGUACAGGGCAGUGUCUCAAUGCCACUAUACCGUGUCGAAACAGCGGCCAGUGCAUGGAGGGUUAUGCUUCCUACACUUGUGACUGCAACAACACAGCAUUCGAUGGGUUCUACUGCCAUAAAGACAUCGGAGCCUUCUUUGAGAUCGGUUCGUGGCUCAGGUACAACAUACGAAAGAGGCCCAUAUCGGACGAGGCGGCCUGGGCCAACUGGAUCGACCCGCACUUUGACAACUUCAGCCUCGGCUACAACGACACGGCGGACGACGUGGAGUUCAGUUUCAGCACCGUCCACACGCCGGCUGUGUUGCUCUACAUCAGCUCCUUCGUUCAGGACUACAUCGCGAUCAUCCUAAAGACCGACGGUAGUGUCGAUCUGAGGUACAAGCUGGGCCUCAUAACACACAAGUACCAGCUGACUCACCGAAACCUGGCAGAUGGAUACCCCCACUAUGUUAACAUCACCAGACACAACAGGACCAUCAAAACACAGGUGGAUUACAUGGAGCCCAUUGUGGAGAAAAUGACUUUAGUGGAAGACGCCAGGUUUGACUCUCCAAAGUCCAUGUUCCUCGGCAGAGUGAUGGAGGUUGGUGACAUCGACUAUGAGAUACAGAGGCACAACGCUCCGGGCUUCAUAGGCUGCAUAUCUGGGGUGAGAUACAACGUCUACGCCCCGUUAAAGGCCCUCUUCCGUCCGAAUGAAACCGACCCCCCAGUGACGACACAGGGCUACGUCUCCGAGUCCAACUGCGGCGCCUUCCCUCCCGUCCUGGGUUAUGUACCAUGGGAGGUGGACCCCUGGUUUACCAGCAUAGAGUAUUUCUAUAUCCACGAUGACCUAGGCCUGUUUUGGAUAACGGUCAUUGUGAUCCUGGCGCUGCUGCUGCUCUUCGGAGGCCUGUACAGCAUCUACGUCUACGCGUACCAGCAGAAGGGCAGCUACCUCACCAAUGAACCCAAGAACCUGGAGUCGCCCAGCAGCUCCCGGCCGCUGACCGAAACCCUGAGGAGGGAGAAGAAGAACCUCCCCGAAAUCGAGGAGGAGUUCAGGAGUGACUAGCAUCACGGGACCUGUGGGGGCAGUGG
Scophthalmus maximus (turbot) is the source of this 4744-nucleotide messenger RNA. It is a transcript of the gene cntnap1, whose product is annotated as contactin associated protein 1. The record is from RefSeq and is a predicted model, not a curated record. The coding region runs from base 792 to 4718 and encodes 1308 amino acids. Lineage: Eukaryota; Metazoa; Chordata; Actinopteri; Pleuronectiformes; Scophthalmidae. The transcript is spliced from 24 exons.